AUGCUAAACCCAUGUAUAAAGCUAAUGAAAGAGUGUUUUACAUUUUGCAGUUCAUGCUUUCCCUAUUAUUCUGAAACCCUUAUUACCGUUAAUGCAAGAAAGUACCAAGUCGUCAGACUCCUUGGUGAGAAGAGUCUUUCAUUUACUUAUCUGGUGGAAAGAACCUCCCCAACGUCAGAUGCUUCAAAUGAUGCAACACGUUUGUUCGCAAUGAAGGUGAUUAGCUGUCCAUUUGGAGAUAUUGAUACUAUUUCGAAUGCAUUGCAGGAAAUUGAAUUGUACAAAUAUUUUCAUUCUGCACAUAUUAUAAAUUUAUAUGGCUCUCAGGUAUCACAAGAGCUUGAUGGCUCGAGGACAAUAUUAAUUUUAUUGCCUUAUUAUCCCCUAGGAUCUCUACAGGAUAUGAUUGACAGAAAUUUGCUGGAUGGGUCAACGGUAUCGGAGUCCCAAUGUAUCAAGAUAAUGGUUAGCCUUUGUAAAGGUUUGGAUAUUCUGCAUAAUAGCUCUUCUAGGGCUGUUGGUAAUAUGAAGGCAAGUUUUGAUUCUGUGUCGAUCACAGUUAGUGAUGAUGCAGCAUCAUUGCUCGCUGAUACACCUCUUGAACUUGCUGUUAUGUCACCUACCAACUAUACUGAGGAAUCAUUCGCCCUUUUGAAUAUGUCGCCCACAACUGUGCUAUUUAGAUCGGAUGGGACACCUUUAAUCGGCGAUUUGAGUAUAUGUUCUAAGGUGAAAUUUGAAAUAACUGAAUCAGCAGAUCUGCUUGCCUUCAAAGAGCGCAUCCAAGAAAACUGUUCAUUACCAUAUCUUGCUCCUGAAUUGGUAAGUCUGAAAAAAGGUUCACUAAUUACUAAGGAAGUCGAUAUAUGGUCAUUAGGAGCCAUAUUAUAUUUCUUAAUGUAUGGAGUAUCUCCAUUCGAAAGGGAGGAACAACUAAAUGGUACUCCAAUUAAGUACGCUAUCAAAAAGGGCCAAUACAGCUUUCCACAAGAAAGCGAGUAUUCCUCUUCUCUAAAUGAUAUUAUAAUUUCUUGUUUGCAGGUUGAUCCCAGUAUGAGAUCUUCUCCCAUUCAGUUGAUAAAUGCACUGGAAGAUUUGUGA
Molecule: messenger RNA, 1101 nt
Organism: Kazachstania africana CBS 2517
Lineage: Eukaryota; Fungi; Ascomycota; Saccharomycetes; Saccharomycetales; Saccharomycetaceae
Gene: ENV7
Product: putative serine/threonine protein kinase ENV7
Exons: 1
Coding region: 1-1101 (366 amino acids)
Biological process (GO): regulation of vacuole fusion, non-autophagic; protein phosphorylation; vacuolar protein processing
Cellular component (GO): Golgi apparatus; cytoplasm
Molecular function (GO): protein serine/threonine kinase activity; ATP binding
Source: RefSeq, a predicted model, not a curated record